Messenger RNA from Pestalotiopsis fici W106-1, 2142 nucleotides. RefSeq lists its product as uncharacterized. The record is from RefSeq and is a predicted model, not a curated record. Gene Ontology annotation, molecular function: protein binding. The transcript is spliced from 4 exons. Bases 1 to 2142 code for a protein of 713 amino acids. Lineage: Eukaryota; Fungi; Ascomycota; Sordariomycetes; Amphisphaeriales; Sporocadaceae.
AUGGGCUCGGCAUCCUCUUCACGGCAGGAUAGCUUCUGGAGUACCGCCCCUAGAGGGACUCUUGGCACGAAACGUCGGCAUAGCCUACAAUCCCAGCAGCUCCCACUGAUUAUGAUGAUGGUGCUCUUCUUCUUCUCCAGUCUAUCGUAUGCCCAGAGAGAUCCCGUAAACAACUUUUGUAGGAGAUUCGGCCAUCAGUCUGCUGUCAUUGACCGGAAGCUAUACAUUGAUGGCGGUUUCAUCAAUUAUAGUCCGUUGGAGGACGAUCCAACCAACUACACAAACACUUUCCUGUCUUACAAUGACCUUGACGAGAUUGCAGCGGGUGGUAUGCCCCAACUGUACAGCAACCUGUCCAAGAACGCGACCAUUCCUAGCGUAAACGGCGGCGUCCUGUGGGCAGAUACCGUCAACAAGUACCUAUUUCUGUACGGGGGCGAAUCCACCGUGUCACCUCCGACAGAAAUAUCCUUGUACUCUUAUGAUACCCUCAACAACUACUGGACCAGUCUCAACGUUCCCCAAAGUCUCGCCAGCGCGUCAUAUGGCGCUGGCGUCUCUGUAUCCGAGAUUGGCCAGGCGUACUAUUAUGGAGGGUGGCAGAGCAAUGCGAGUAGCCCAGGGUGGACGGGAGGACGGGCGGCGACCACGGGGCUGAUUCACUACGACAUGGACGCCCAGCGCAUGGACAACAUGACUGGGCCGGACAAUACUGGUAGAGCCGAGGGCUCCAUGGUCUACCUUCCCGUGAGUGACGGAGGAAUGUUGAUAUACUUUGGCGGGAGCCAGGAUCCAGGGAACGGCAGCGUCCUCGGGCAGCCCAUGGACGAGAUUUUCAUCUUUGACAUUGCCAGUUCUCGGUGGUACACGCAAACGGCCAGCGGUGAUGUCCCGGGCAUGAGAGCCAGAUUUUGCUCUGGUGUGACGUGGGCGGACGACCAGAGCAGCUAUAAUGUUUAUCUCUACGGCGGUCUCGGUAUGCCAAACUAUACCUCGGGGUACGACGAUGUGUAUAUCCUGUCCAUGCCGUCCUUUACCUGGAUCAAAAUGUAUCCAAACAACACGGCAGAGCAGUACCCACACCACUCGUUGACGUGCAAUGUCAUCGAUGGAGCCCAGAUGAUCAUUACUGGUGGUGAAUUUCCACUCGACAAUACGUCGUGCGAUGCUCCGACCCAAUUUGGCGCCCAUGGACUUGACAUGGGCGAACAGAAUGCUGAUAGAAGCCCGUGGUUCUUAUAUCGACCGAAUAUCACGAGUUAUGUUGUACCCGAUGUCAUCAGUAAUGUGAUUGGCGGUAAUGCCCAGGGGGCAGCCACCAAAACCUCACCCGUCGACGGCUUUGACGAGAUCGACCUCAAAGUCCUCAUGGCGAGGAAAUACACGGCCCCGGCACGUUCGCCAACGCGCAACGUGUCGACGGCCACGGUGACGGUACCGCCUGCCGCCCCCUCUCACUCGUCCUCCCUUUCCAGGGGGGCCAUUGCGGGUAUCGCCGUGGGCUCUGCGGUCGGAGCCCUCGCCGUCCUCGCGGGCAUAUGGCUGUGCUGCCGCCGCCGGCGAGACAUGAUGCGGGACCGCCAGUCCACGGGCGGCAUGUCGACGGUGCCCGCGCUGCAGCAUCACCACGCCCACACGAACUCGGGCGACGGCAGCCUCUGGAGUCCCGUGUCGAGCCACCAACACUCGCCCUACGGCACCACGAGCAGCCCCGUGUUUGCGCACCCGCAGCACUUUCCUCCCACGGCCUACAUCCCCGACCACCCCGUGGAGAUGCCGGGGAACCUGCACGACUCUGGCGCGAGUGAAAUGUAUGACAAUAGCAGCGCCCAGCGGCACUCCAAGAUUGCGUCCGUCGGUGACCAAAGUCCCAUCGGCGGCGGCGGCGGCGUCGCGAGCCCGUACCCACCUCCGCUCAGCAUUCCCGGCGGCACGGAUGCAGUCAAGCACGGCGGGGUCGCGAGGAGCUGGCCCACGAGUCCCGUGGGGGGCGAUAUGGAUCAGGUAUCGCCGCUGCGACCGAGCGUCUAUGCCGGCGGCGGGUAUGGACCCCAGGAGCUAAGUUCCGAGACGACGCCCGUGUCGCCGCGGAGUGCGACCAAGGGCGGCCAUACUCAUGAGACGUUCUAUCACGCCUCAUGA